Molecule: messenger RNA, 2515 nt
Organism: Macadamia integrifolia
Lineage: Eukaryota; Viridiplantae; Streptophyta; Magnoliopsida; Proteales; Proteaceae
Product: pheromone-processing carboxypeptidase KEX1-like
Exons: 2
Coding region: 1429-2037 (202 amino acids)
Molecular function (GO): protein dimerization activity
Source: RefSeq, a predicted model, not a curated record
CAUAUAAAACCAACAUUAAGCAACAUCAAAUCAUCAAAAAUCAACAUAGCCCUAUCAAAAUCACCCUGUAUUUUACAAAAAAUCGACCGCCUAGUGAAUCAGGCGUGACCUGGCGUCCAUGGCAGUGUCAUGGCGAAGCCUAUCAGUCAAUGGCGACCGCCAUUUGUGAGUCACGUAAAUCGUAGCAUUGCCAUGAACUUCUUUUUCCGCCAGGACGCCAAAUCGUCGCCUGGGCAUCUAUGACAACUAUGCAUGUAUUGUGAUGGGAGAACAAUCUUCUAUAAGUCUUUCAACUCAUCCUUAGAUAUCAAGGAUUUAAUGUAUUUGUUUAAAUUAAUGGAUGAUGUUGUGCAGGAAGUUGGGCCAGAUAAUGUCGUCUAGGUUGUGACUGAUAAUGCAUUAAAUUUAAAAAAGGCUGGUAUCUUACUUAUGGUGAAGUAUCCCAACCUAUAUUGGACACCUUGUGCAGCCCAUUGUAUUAAUUUGAUGUUCAAAGACAUUGGUGAAAUGAACAAAGUGCGCACAGUGGUUUCUGAUGCCAAGAUGAUCACCAACUUCAUCUACAAUCACAGCUGGGUGUUGGCAUUGAUGUGAAAGUACAUGAAAGGUGACUUGGUGAGGCUCACAGUAACAAGGUUUGCAAUAAAUUAUAUUGCACUUGAUAGUCUUCAAAAUCGGAAGGAAGGGCUAGUUAAAUCAUUCACCUCUAAUGAGUGGUUCACUAGUAGAUAUGCAAGCACUGAAAUUUGAAAAGCUGUUCAAGACCUAAUCACCUCAACAAAGUUUUGGGAAAGGGUAUACCGACUUACUAAGAUUAUGCAACAACUAUUUGUGAUACUUAAAGUAGUUGAUGGUGAUAAGGCACAGACCAUGGGAAAUAUAGUGCAUUGUAUGGAAGUUGUCAAGCAGAAGAUAGAAGAGGAGAACCCAAAGUCAUUCAAGGCAUUUUUGAAUAUUAUAAAUCAUCGAUGGGAAAUAAUUUGGUUCAAGACCUUCAUCGGGUAGGUAAUUUCUCAAUUAAAUUUAUAAGUGACUUUAUUAGUAAUUUAAUAUACUUAAUCGUUAACAAUAAAAAAUAUGUAACCAUGUACAGCCUAUUAUUUGAAUCCGGAUCUUCACUGCACAAACAAUUUAAGGUAUAGGAAAGAUUUGAUGGAAUCUUUGAAGGAUGUUAUCAACAAGUUUGCUCUUAAUAUUGAUGUGGCCAAAAAUGCGGUUGAAGAGGUUGAUUACUAAUCUUAAAUAUUGAUUAAUAUUUAAUACAUUGAAUGGCGUAUUAAUAUGUUAAUACCUUUAUAGGUGAGGUACUUCCGGGAGGCCACUCGUGGGUUUGCUGGUCAUUUAGCUAUCCGUGCUAGAGGAACACAACGCCUUGCUGAUUGGUGGCUGAACUAUGGAUGGAGCACUCCAAACUUGAGGCCAAUCGCAAUGAAAAUAUUAUCAUGCACGACAUCCUCAAGUGGCUGCGAACGUAACUGGAGUACGUUCGGAUUGAUACACACCAAACCUUGGAAUCGUCUAAGUUAUGAGAAGCUGGAGAACCUAGUGUAUGUGCACUACAACAUAAAAUUGAAGAUGAAAUACUUAGAAUUGGAGAAAUCAGGGGAGGAUACUGAUGUCAACCCAAUUGACAUCACCCACAUACUCAACGAGGAAGAUUCAGUUAGGGGAUGGAUUGAGGACACUGAAAAGGUUUUGGUGAUGGACAAAUUAUUUGAAGAUCAACGUGAAACCACACCUGAUCCCAUUAUAGAGGACCUCAUUAGAGAUAUAAAUAAAAAUUUCAAAAAUAUUGAUGAUGAUGAAACCCAAGCACAAUCAGGUAUACUAGAGGAUGAUGAUAGCUCUGAUGAUGGUGAUAUCAGGAGGACGAGAUCAGGUGCUACAUAUAGUGCAACUCAACCAGAUAGUGAUGAUGAUGAUCAAAACAAGGAUGGUGCCGAUGAUGAUGAUGAUGAUGAUGAUGAUAGUGGUGGUGGCCAAACUUAUGUGUUGGUACCUUUCAUAGAAGAUGUUGCAUUUACACAUGCAACCUAAGAUAGUCAUCAUGGUGCUCGCACACAACCAAAGUCUUAUAGUCGGAGGGGUAGGGGAUCCCACAAUCCGAGUGCUACUAAUGCGUUAAUGAGUAGCAUGGGGUCAAUGAGCAUUAGUUCAGAUCCCGCUAGUUCCUCAUCCGGAUAUGGACACCAUACAUCUUCAGGUGCAUCUUUAGGCUAUGGAUAUGAGACUUUUGUAGGACAAUCAUUUGCCAAUCUAGAGCAGUAUAGAAUUUCAGAUCACGCUGGUUCCUCAUUCGGACAUGGACACCAUGUAUCUUCAGGUGCCUCUUCAGGCUAUGGAUAUGGGACUUAUGCAGGACCAACAUUGACCACUUUAGAGCAGUACAGAAGAUUCUACAAUGAAUGGGAGACCCACUACCAUAAAUAUUUCGAUUGGGGUAAAUAUUGUGCCUAUAUUCGACAAGUGCAGAACAUCAUCUUAGUUGCUCCUAUUCAAGAAGAAGGUCCUAGCC